AUGAAGUAUUUCUCCAACGAGGCGGCAAUCAACUUUUUCCAAAAGAGCAGCAGGUGGUUAACCGACUCGACUCGACAACCCACAACUCCGAAAUUGCGCAUCGUAUUCGCAUUUCGAAAUGUCGUCGUGUGGUUGUUUCUCAUCAACUUGAUAAAUUAUCGCUUUCUAUACAUUACUUUAUUCUUUGGCGAAGCAGACGUGGUUCAAACGUUAGCCAAGCCGAGAAACAACGAAAACGACGCUGUUACUGCUGCAGGCGAAGUAAGUGGCAAGUUGGAGGAUAUACUUAUAAACAUCUACAUGAGGAACGAGAGGGUCUAUUUGGAAAAUAUCAACGUGACUACGAUAACUGUCAAGCCGUAUUUCGAGCUCACGAGCGGCUCAGUGCAAUCCAAUUUGGAAGAAGGGUUCUUCAUUGGUGAUUUAUUCCAAAACUCCACCGGUGCCAAAGUCCACACCCUGAUUCAAGUCGACUUGCCCUGGAGAUUCCCCGCGUUCCACGUUGGCGCCAACAAGGCGAUAUUGAAUGGGUUUCUAACUGCCCAUUUGGAAAGACUCUACUCCGAUAGUAUGAACGCGACUCACGUUGUCGCGCAAGUGACUUCAUCCUUCCACCAUUUGCUCGUGGCUCGAUUUGGAAUCUUUAUCGUUUCAUUCAUCAUCAUCGGCCUAAAUGCCGCGCUCUUUUCAUGUCAGAACCAAUUGCUAUGGCAUUAUGUGGUCCUCAUAUCGCUCUACGCGGUGAACCUCACCAACGUUUCGCUUUUGCUCGUGGUGAUUAUAACCAGGCUCACAAUCAACAGCACCAAGGAUUAUGUCCUCUCGUUGCUUUUGCUCGAGCUAGUCUCGGCGCUAGCUUUCAACGUUGUCUUUUUCAACUUGCACCAGACAAUCAUGGAGACGUGUCUCUUGGUGACGCCCUCGGAACUGUCGUCGGUUUAUUCGGAUAGGGACCGAAUGGAGGGCAAGCAGGAUGCAGAUUAUCAGCCCUCGACUAGCGAUGGCAUCAGCGGCAGAACCGCGACGAAGAAUUUGGCAGCGGUGGCGGGCGCGAAGCAGUUUGGCACGUUGCAAGUUGAGACUAUCUAUGACAAGACGGAGAGACGAUGUGCUACUGCCCCGAUUAAGAGCUCUACUGAUUCGUCGUAUUUGAGUGGCAAGUUGACAUCCACCUAUUUACAGAAAAUGUGA
This is a messenger RNA of Lodderomyces beijingensis, 1191 nucleotides long. The record is from the annotation of a GenBank genome assembly. NCBI's taxonomy places the organism in Eukaryota, Fungi, Ascomycota, Pichiomycetes, Serinales, Debaryomycetaceae.